Molecule: messenger RNA, 441 nt
Organism: Eimeria necatrix
Lineage: Eukaryota; Apicomplexa; Conoidasida; Eucoccidiorida; Eimeriidae
Exons: 5
Coding region: 1-441 (146 amino acids)
Biological process (GO): endoplasmic reticulum to Golgi vesicle-mediated transport
Cellular component (GO): Golgi apparatus
Molecular function (GO): SNAP receptor activity
Source: RefSeq, a predicted model, not a curated record
AUGAACAGCCAACAAGAAGUGGAACACGAGGGUCUUUGCGCUUUUGUUUUUCGCUAUCCAAAUUCUUUGGCUGCGUUGGCAGUGGGAGACAAAGAAUACCCUAGAAGGGUGGCGUUUGCGUGUCUGAACGAGGUGUAUCUACAGUUCACGCAGAGCGUGCCGGCGAGCAAGUGGAGAAGUUUGGAAAUAAAAAAAGAAAAAAAUAAUAAAUCCAACAAUCCAGAAAUAGAUUUUGGAGAAAAGAUGCAAACUCUUUUGAAGAAGUACAAAAACCCCGCGCUCUCGGACCAGCUGGUUCAGGCUCAGCUCAAGGCAGACAGAGCACAAGAGGUGGUACGACAGACUGUUGUCUCAGUGCUGAGACAAGGAGAGAGUUUGCAGGAGUUAAUAAACAAAAGCGAAGACCUUUCGGUUUUGGCUGCUGCAAAAUGCAGUAAGUAG